Molecule: messenger RNA, 450 nt
Organism: Eriocheir sinensis (Chinese mitten crab)
Lineage: Eukaryota; Metazoa; Arthropoda; Malacostraca; Decapoda; Varunidae
Product: ribonuclease H-like
Exons: 2
Coding region: 1-450 (149 amino acids)
Biological process (GO): DNA replication, removal of RNA primer
Molecular function (GO): nucleic acid binding; RNA-DNA hybrid ribonuclease activity
Source: RefSeq, a predicted model, not a curated record
AUGGCGCAGGUCACUGAGCAGGGUGCUGCGGUGUUCUAUACUGACGGCUCUGUCGACCCCGACAGCGGGAAAAACGGGAGGACGGGCGCCCCCUUCGUCACGGGUGAACGGCAGCGGGCGUGGAGGACAUCAGACCACUGCUCCACCCUCCAAACAGAGCUUGUGGCAAUCCUGCACGCCCUCGAGCACGCACAGCACCGCCGAGAGGCCACCGUCGUGCUCCACACAGAUUCCCGGGGGGCCCUUCAGGCGCUAAAAGGGCACCCCAAGGACAACGUGGGCCUCAUCACCGCCAUUUUGGGCAUCCUGCAAAGCCUUGCAGCGCAAGGCAAGCGGGUUUGCCUCAACUGGAUCCCCAGCCAUGUGGGAGUCAGAGGGAACGACGCCGCCGACGAGGCCGCCAAGAGGGCAGCUCAAGGCUCCACUGUCACCAAGCCUGCAACAGGCUAA